Symbiodinium sp. CCMP2456 is the source of this 1320-nucleotide messenger RNA. The record is from the annotation of a GenBank genome assembly. Lineage: Eukaryota; Dinophyceae; Suessiales; Symbiodiniaceae.
AUGGGCACAUGCGACCAGACGAGCCCGGCUCUGCAGAAGCAGCUUUUUGUGCGCUUGCCCGCCUGGGCCAAGUCAAUGAAGCAUUGGAGCGCAGAAGCCUUUGCAAGGAGGUCGCGGCUGCAGUGGCAGUGCAUCGACUGCUCGGGCGCUUGCAGCCUUGACGAUGCCUUGGCAGAGCAUGUGGAGAAGCUGGUCAAGGCCAAAGAGGCGCAGGACCGGAAGGACCAGGAGCUCCGCCAGGCCCUGAGUGUUUUUGCGGUGCACGGAGCCGUCCUUAAAAUGAGCGCGACGGAGGUGGGCCUGAGCCUGAAGCAGUUGGAAUCGCUGGCGCAGAAGCGGAGAUUUCAGAAUUGGGAAGAGGUGCAGGAGCGCACGCUUGCUUUGGCCCGUUACCGGGAAGAACACAUCAGGGAGGCGGAGCAGGGCAGUCAGGAGCUCGAUGCGGUGUCCAGGCAACUGCAGGUGAAGCAGCUGCUCCAUCAGAAUGCUGAUCCGAACGCUCCGGACCGGCGCGGCUACACGGCCCUCAUCUACGCCGCAUACGAAGGACACCAGGGGGUCAUCGAACCCUUGCUGAGUGCGGGAGCGCAGCUGGAGGCCCGUGAUGAGGAAGGCAAUACAGCCCUCAUCUGGGCUGCCGGCAGGGACCACCUGCAGGUGGUCGAGGCACUGCUGAAGGCCAGAGCCCAGAUGGACACGGCCCUAGUCUAUGCUGCAAAGCAAGGCCACUUGAAGGUGGUCGAGGCCUUGGCGAAGGCUGGAGCCCAGCUGGAGGCCCGAAAUGGGGAUGGCAUCACAGCCCUUAUCCAGGCUGCGCGCUGCGGCCACCUGCCGGUGGUCGAGGCGUUUCUCAAAGCUGGAGCCCAGCAGGACGUCACCAACAGCAGCACAGCCCUCAUCAAAGCUGCUGAGCGAGGCCACUUAAAGGUGGUCGAAGUGCUGGUGAAGGCCGGCGCCCAGUUGGACGCCCGCAAUAGGUAUGGCCUCACAGCCCUCAUGAAAGCUGCUAGGGAAGGCCACCUGAAUGUGGUCGAGGCGUUGCUUAAGGCCGGAGCUCAAGUGGACGCCACCAGUCCGCGUGGCAGAACAGCCCUCAUGUAUGCUUCAGAGAAUGGAAACCUGAAGAUGGUCGAGGCUUUGGUUCAGGCAGGAGCCCAGCUGGAUCUCGCCGAUCGGUACGAAGUCACAGCCAUCGUGUAUGCUUCAGCGAAAGGUCACUGGGAUGUGGUCGAGGCAUUGCUGAAGGGGACCCGCGACGUGCCUGGCCUGCGUGCAAUCAAGGCAUUGAAGGAGGCGGCAAGCAAUGAGGACAGCUUGUAA